CAACCGGAUGCUUCAGAUUUGUUACAUCCGGUUAAAUAUCUGCCUCCUUGUUCUAUCUGUGGUGUUAAAGUGGGCGAAUGUCGUCUUUGGUAUUUAAGUGCAAUAGUUUCAGUGACGGUGCUCGUUCGGUCGGUUGGUCAGUCUGAUGGUAAAGAUGCCACUGUGUGGAGGAACCACUGGGCCAAAGGAUGCCACUGAAGAGGUGCAAAAUAUUUGUGAUGAGGUGAGAGAGGAAAGGGGACCGUGUCUGUGUAAGUGGAGUAAUGAACUUGAUUAUCGCCAUUCGCCACCAAAUGUAGCCUAUUAAAAUUGUAGCUAGCUACUAAAAGAUAACCAUGUUGUUACCCACAGAUGAAGCCGCAUGCAGAGCAGAAAACGGGGAGGAAUUUUGACGUUUUCACAGCGAAGACUUACAAGACUCAGUUGGUGGCAGGGACCAACUUCUUCAUCAAGGUAUCAGCUUGAAUAUUUCUUCCUACAUAACACUUCACAUUACUGUCCCCUUAUUACUGUGGUAUGUAAUUAUAGUGUAACAAGUAUUGUAUUUACUCAUUCUUCCUCACCCUUAGCCCUAAGUAACCCUAGUACAGGGUAAAUAGUGUAGUAAUAGGUAAUUAUAAUACUUGUUACACUUUAAUUACAGGAAUAAUUACACAGUAGUAAGGGCACUGUAAUGUGUAACUAAAGAGGACGGUUUAUAGAGUUUAUUUGCUAGUACACUUUCAGUAGCCUAUGUUGUUACACUGUAAACCAACAGUCCAGUGGACACUGACUGCAUUUCAGUGCAUUGAUACAGGAUUCCAUUUCACAUGUUCCAUGAAACACGGAUGGAUGUAACUUGUCAGUUGUUAGAGAGACCUCUAACCAUAACCCCUGACCUGUUGUCUGUUCUUUCCACUGUGUCCAACUGCCUCACUCUGACCUCCUCUCUCUGUGUCUUACAGGUUCAUGUUGGUGGUGAAGACUAUGUCCACCUGCGCGUGUAUAGAAUGCUCCCACACUACGGAAGCAAACUGGAGCUGACCAGGCUGCAGGAGUCCAAAGCCCACAGCGACCCCAUCGAGUACUUCGAAUGAACCCUGACCUUUGACCCAAUCAAGUACUUCUGAUGACCCCUGUGACCCAGCCGCAGUCCGAGCUGAACCCCAGUGCCUACACUACCCAAUCCACCACAGCCUCCUUUCCCUACACAUAAUAGAUCUGUGGUCAUUCUACAGCCCUGGUAGCGUUUUCAUUAUCGGUUUUCAGUGUGUUUCUUAAUAAGGAUUUUAUAAUAUGUAGCUGAUAGGAAACAUUUUUUAUGUAUAAAGGGAAGGGAAAUUGAAAUAAUAAAUGAGCUCCAAACAUGAA
Molecule: messenger RNA, 1350 nt
Organism: Coregonus sp. 'balchen'
Lineage: Eukaryota; Metazoa; Chordata; Actinopteri; Salmoniformes; Salmonidae
Source: the annotation of a GenBank genome assembly